This is a messenger RNA of Labeo rohita (rohu), 2106 nucleotides long. It is a transcript of the gene gpr157, whose product is annotated as G protein-coupled receptor 157. Gene Ontology annotation, biological process: cell surface receptor signaling pathway; adenylate cyclase-activating G protein-coupled receptor signaling pathway. The transcript is spliced from 4 exons. Gene Ontology annotation, molecular function: G protein-coupled receptor activity; cAMP binding. Bases 428 to 1408 code for a protein of 326 amino acids. NCBI's taxonomy places the organism in Eukaryota, Metazoa, Chordata, Actinopteri, Cypriniformes, Cyprinidae. Gene Ontology annotation, cellular component: plasma membrane. The record is from RefSeq and is a predicted model, not a curated record.
UUUCAAAGGAUUCGAAUCACUUGGUGAAUCAGUCCACAACACCAGCGACUUAAAAUGUUAAACGCAAAAACAAAGUUUGCGAGUUCGUUAGUUUCGAUUUCAAGUCUGGAGUACGUUUAGUCUGCUUUAUAAAGUCAAUCAGGUGUAGUAACAAAAAUGGACAUAAAAUUCAACAUGUUUUGAUUGUUGUUAUUGGCCUUAGCAGUUGUGAAGAAGCUGUUGGACUGGAUUUGUAAAGCCUCUUACGCCGCUGGAUCUUAAAGACCGUCUUGUUUACACUACAGGGUAAUGCUUCGUCAAGGGAAAAGUGUACUGGAAAUCUCUUCGGGUUACAAGUGGAUUCAAUACUUUAAGUAAGACUUUACCAAACACUGAACACGCAAAAAACAAGGCGCUGGUAUUUUUUAAAGUCUUACAAGGGAAAACUAUGGCCGAGACGAACCGGACCGAGGUGUAUGUUUACGAACAGGUUGUUAUUCUGACAUCAUGUGUACUUUCGUUUUUUGGCUCACUUUUAAUUAUAUGCACAUUUGCAAGAUGGCUCGAUCUGAGAACUACACCGAGAAAACUCCUCGUUUAUCUGUCUGUCACGGACCUUCUGUCUGCACUGUCUUACUUUUACGGAGUUUUGGUUGUUUUUGAGACUGAUUCUGCAGAUUGUAUUGCGCAAGGAGCAAUUUCCACAUUCGCCAACACUAGCUCAUUCUUCUGGACCGUGGCUAUUGCUGUAUACCUAUACGUUUUUAUUGUGAAGUCCAGCCAGAGACAGGCCGACAACUUGGUGCUGUAUUUUCAUCUUAUCAGCUGGGGAGUUCCUUUUGCCAUCACUGUGGCAGCCCUGUCCCUGCACAAGAUCGGCUAUGAUGCCUCUGAAGUGUCUGUUGGCUGGUGCUGGGUGGACAUCCAGGCUAAAGACCAUGUGCUGUGGAUGCUGCUCACGGCUAAGAUCUGGGAGUUCAUUGCCUAUGUCACACUGCCAGUCCUGUACAUCCUUAUAAAGUUACACAUUCACAGAGCACAUGCAGCCCUGUCUGAGUACCGUCCCAUCCUGACCAGCAGCCCUGUGUCUAACUCAUCAUCUUCCAUGGCAGACAGGAAGCUUACCCUUAUCCCCAUCAUCUUUAUCAUGCUCCGCAUGUGGAGCACCAUCCGCUUCCUGCUCCUGGUGACCGACUCGCCUGCAGGACACAACCCAGUGUUGGUCACCUUGCAUGGAAUUGGAAACACCUUUCAAGGAGCUGCGAACUGCAUCAUGUUUGUGCUGUUGACUCCCUCGAUUCGUUCACGACUGGUGGCUCUGCUCUGCUGCAGAGGUCAGGACGGACGCUGGCGCUCAGAAUCAGCAUCCCAGAACAGGACAGGUGCAUACACGCCUUCACACAGGGAUGAAAACACCAGUGAGGGGUAAAAGCUGCUAUGAUCCUGCAUCUACUGUGGCACAUUUAACUCUAUUUGAAUGCACAAGGCUGGAGUGACUUUACGGCGUUGUUGGAGUUGUAUCAGAGCCUUACACUCAGCCUUCUUGUUUGACCAAGCGCCUUCACGGAUUACAGGGGACUGCGGUCACAUGCACCAAACCCGCAGAGCAUUGAACACAAACGCACUUUCUGUUACCGGUUUAGCUCAGCACUUUAGGCGAGAGGCUUUCUGUCUUCCGAAUCUGUUUUCAUUCUGCUGCCGCAGAUAUCUCAUGUUCAUUUAAAUAGAAAUGAGAUCUGUAGCUCAGGGGAAGCGAGGGAUACAGCAGUUUAUUAUCUAGUGACCAAAACGGCAAAUGUACUGUGAAGUGUUUUUACAAGGGAUUUGUUUUCCCUCUUUCUCUCAGCAAAGCACAUGCAUUCUUAAUGCAGUGUUAUUACAUUUGAUGUGUAUUUUUAAAGCAUGAUUUAUGUUUAUGUGAUGUAUUUAUAUGUACAAACGUAUCAUUUCUUUUCACUUUUUUCACUUUUCUUUGUAUUGAGUCACAUUUAUUUUUUCACACAAUGCCUUAACACCUUUGAAACAAUAGGGAAGAAGUGCCUUUUAAUCUUUGUAUAUGUAGUUAUGAAUAUGUAUCAUAGUUAUAUUUUAUCAGCAUAUCAGUUGAUUUCAAUAAAGCGAUUCAUU